AUGCCGAAUACUUGUGGCUAUAAAAAACAAUUAAUCAGAUACAUGGUUGAGAAGACCAAAGAUAGAACUACCCCAUUGAGUUUGACAUGUUUCGCGAGAGAUUUCUUGACAACCACAGGCGUCGUUCGACAUCCGAGAAGUGUUGAAAAAAUGUGUAGAAGAAUCAUGGCAAAAGCACACCUCUUGAAGAAGAAUACCCUCACGAAAGUUCGAAUUAUGUUUGUGCUGAGUGGCGUAGUAAACGAAGAGUUCAAAAAAGAAAUGGAUCAGAUAGGCACGUUCACAAUUGACAAUACAGGACAUAUUGAGACAUUCAAGGCAAAUGAUGGAAGUUUAACCCUUGUAUGCAUGAAUAAUGGUAAUGGAACAAGACUGAGAUCACGAUCUGAAAAGGUGAAAGCCAAAAAAGUCGAUUCGGAAUCCGACUCUGACGAAGACGAAGAAAUGAACGAAACUGGGGGCGAUAAUGACGUCAUAAUCGACAAUUAUCCUCCAAAUCACCAGCCGCCAGUUGCUCAAUACAAUCGAAGUGAACAGAAGUUGAAAGAAGAUCAACAAUCCCCUCCACCAUGGAUGGGUAUUCAACCACAGCAUUCAUGGAACUGGGGUAAUGACCAGAAUCCAGAUUACUCGAGAAAUCAGAUGACUAAUUCCUGGAAUGGAAUGAACCCAAAUCAAAUGUAUGGCGCCCAACAACCUGUUGCUUUUGCUCCUGUCCCUCCUCCAGCUGCUCACUAUCCAGGUUUUUCCAAUACCAACCCGAUCAGCCAAUCAGUUCUUGAUACCCCCAUCAAAUCAGAAGUCCCAGAUAUUCCUUCUCAUGCUAUCGUUAAGUCUUCAGAAGCGCCGGAAGACUCGAACAAUAUAUCUGGCCUCUGUUCGUCAGGACUUAUCUCGAUGGGAGUAACAGAGACAAUAAGUGCAUUGGAGCUAGUGAAAGGAAUCAGGCGAAUCUCAUCUGUAUAUGAUCUGGACAAUUUGGAAUACGAAGCAAAUCAAAGAGUCAGGGAUCUUCAAGAUAAUAACAAAAAUAUCUCCCAAUCUGUCGACUUCUCCAUUUUUAUCGAAGGAAUCAUUUGCAAAAUCAAGCGUGCACCUGCUCCGAAUUCUGGUGGAAUCAGUCUGAAAGAGUUCUUGAUGUUUUUCCGUUCAAAUGUACUGUAUGAUUUAGAGGCGCAGUCACUGGAACAAACAAUGCAAGGAAUCAAAGAAGACAUUGAGCAGUUGCAGAAUUCUGGUAACCAGAAAAUGGUGUCAAUUGAGACGAUUCGAAGCAACCUUGAGGCUCUUCUGAACCUCACCAGAUCAUCCUGA
Caenorhabditis remanei is the source of this 1314-nucleotide messenger RNA. RefSeq lists its product as uncharacterized. Bases 1 to 1314 code for a protein of 437 amino acids. The record is from RefSeq and is a predicted model, not a curated record. The transcript is spliced from 8 exons. Lineage: Eukaryota; Metazoa; Nematoda; Chromadorea; Rhabditida; Rhabditidae.